AUGGGUGGUGUUUCUGCUGCUGUCUCCAAGACUGCCGCCGCUCCCAUUGAACGUAUCAAACUUCUUAUCCAGAACCAAGACGAGAUGAUCAAGCAAGGACGUCUUGCAUCACCCUACAAAGGCAUUGGCGACUGCUUCUCCCGCACCGUCAAAGACGAGGGUAUGGCCGCCAUGUGGCGUGGAAACACCGCCAACGUAAUCCGUUACUUCCCUACUCAGGCCCUCAACUUUGCCUUCAAGGAUAAGUUCAAGCGCAUGUUCAACAAGGACAAGAAGAAGGACGGCUACUGGCCUUGGUUUGCAGGCAACCUUGCCUCGGGUGGUGCCGCUGGUGCCUGUUCCCUGUUCUUUGUCUACUCUCUCGAUUACGCCCGUACUCGUCUAGCCAAUGACGCCAAGUCCUCCAAGAAGGGUGGUGAGCGUCAAUUCAAGGGCCUUGUGGAUGUCUACCGCAAAACAAUUGCUUCUGACGGUAUUGCUGGUCUUUACCGUGGUUUCAAUAUCUCUUGCGUUGGUAUCAUUGUUUACCGUGGUCUCUACUUUGGUAUGUACGACUCUAUCAAGCCCAUCAUGCCCGAGCAUCUUCAGAGCAGCUUCUUGGCCACUUUCUUACUCGGCUGGGCUGUUACCACUGGUGCUGGUCUUGCUUCCUACCCCAUUGACACUGUCCGUCGUAGAAUGAUGAUGACUUCUGGUGCUGCCGUCAAGUACGACUCGUCUCUCCACGCCCUAAGGGAAAUUGUCGCCAAGGAAGGUACCAAAUCUCUGUUCAAGGGUGCCGGUGCCAACAUUCUCCGUGCAAUUGCUGGUGCCGGUGUCCUCUCUGGUUACGAUCAGCUCCAAUUGAUCAUGUUUGGCAAGAAGUUUGCCUAG
Phycomyces blakesleeanus NRRL 1555(-) is the source of this 873-nucleotide messenger RNA. RefSeq lists its product as hypothetical. The transcript has 2 exons. Gene Ontology annotation, cellular component: mitochondrial inner membrane. NCBI's taxonomy places the organism in Eukaryota, Fungi, Mucoromycota, Mucoromycetes, Mucorales, Phycomycetaceae. Gene Ontology annotation, biological process: mitochondrial ADP transmembrane transport; mitochondrial ATP transmembrane transport. Gene Ontology annotation, molecular function: ATP:ADP antiporter activity. Bases 1 to 873 code for a protein of 290 amino acids. The record is from RefSeq and is a predicted model, not a curated record.